This is a messenger RNA of Scophthalmus maximus (turbot), 5959 nucleotides long. RefSeq names its product methyl-CpG binding domain protein 1b (gene mbd1b). The record is from RefSeq and is a predicted model, not a curated record. The transcript is spliced from 16 exons. Lineage: Eukaryota; Metazoa; Chordata; Actinopteri; Pleuronectiformes; Scophthalmidae. The coding region runs from base 917 to 3871 and encodes 984 amino acids. Gene Ontology annotation, molecular function: DNA binding; zinc ion binding.
CGUCUUUUGUCCUUCCACCGUUCCCGUUAGUGCAGCGCAAGCUACUUGGUAGCUAGCUAACUUAGCGGUACACCGCGGUGCAGUGAACGGACGCAUGUCGCGGCUGGAGUUCCAGACAUCUGGAGAAUGACCAAUGCCCCAACGCUGUGAGUUCAGUGGGCCGCCGAAGCGCAAGCAUUUGAAAAGCGGUCGCUGCGGAUGCACCGCUCUCAACUCGGAGGAAAUCGCUGUGGCACGGGAGCCAUGGAGGAAAGGACGCUACAGCUAGCUGUGGCUAAAGCUACUCCCAUUUUCACUUAAGAGCUUUUCUCUGCGGCUGCCUUGCACAAGUGGUUCUGACCUCGCACUGCUGCUGGUAUAAUGUAUAGUGAAAUGCAUAUUAAGAAACAAUCGGCUUCUGCAUUUGGAUAAUAAUCCGGGCGUUUACAGCGGUCAGAGCACUCACAACAGUUGGGGUUAGCUAGCAUGGCAUUUGCUGGCCAACGUCUGCUACGCCCCAGUGCGUUGAGAAAUGCUAGCUACGUGUUCGCGGAAGCUAGCUAGCGUUGAACAGACGAGGGCGUAACGUCCCGACCCGGUCUCUUUGGUCGUGUUUGUGUUCUGGAUAACGUGUGUCUGCUCGUGCAGUCCCAGCUAUCGUGUCAAAAAGAACCAAAACCAACUCGUUAUUUAAAGCUAACACUGCAGCACCAGAACACCGAGCUAGGCUAACUGAGUAUACUCCAGGGGGGACGUGACGCGACGCGACGCGACGCGUCUCGGUUUUAUUGACAACGCCGUCGUCUCUCGUUUCCAGGCGCUGGCAAGCGUGUGAUUCCACGCCGCUGUAGAUGGGACCACAGGCGGACUGUGGGGGACGUCUCGUUUGUCAUCGGGAACACACCGUGGGCGGAUUGUAGCCCGAGCCGGUGCAUCGAUGAGCGAGGGACCGCUUGUGAGCCCUCUCGCAGGCGGGGAGCCUGCGUGGGAGGACGUGGGGCGAAGCGGCAAAGCAGAGGGCGCCUCUGAGGCAGCGCCGGCGCAGGAGCCCUCGGUGCCGCCUGUACCCUUGGGGCCCUCGGCACCCUCUGUACCCCCUGUAACCUUGGUGCCCCCUGUACCCUCGGUAACCCAUAUACCCUUGGUACCCUUGGUGCCCCCUGUACCCUCGGUAACCCAUAUACGCUUGGUACCCAUGGUACCCUCUGUACCCUCGGUGCCCCCUGUACCCCCUGUACCCUCGGUAACCCAUAUACCCUUGGUACCCUCUGUACACUUGGUGCCCCCUGUACCCCCUGUACCCUCGGUAACCCAUAUACCCUUGGUGCCCUCUGUACCCCCUGUACCCUUGGUACCCCCUGUACCCUCGGUAACCCAUAUAUCCUUGGUGCCCCCUGUACCCCCUGUACCCUCGGUAACCCAUAUAUCCUUGGUGCCCCCUGUACCCCCUGUACCCUCGGUAACCCAUAUAUCCUUGGUGCCCCCUGUACCCCCGGUCACCCAUGUACCCUUGGAGCCCUCGGUGCCCCCUGUACCCUCAGACAGUCUCCACACAGGGGGAAACCCCGUAGGGGAGUCCCUGGUCGAGGUGAAGGAAGAGCCUCCUGCCGAUUGGUUCGAGCCCCUCGAGGACGAUGAAGAUGACGAUGCCCUCAGCUUCGGCAGGAACGAUGCAGAGGAAGAGAGUCUGGCAGGAGAAAGUGAGCGGAGCGAGAGCGUUGCGGGCAGCGAGAAGGCGCACCGAAAGAUAUAUCAGCUUCAAAUUCCCCGCCGCAAGCGAUCGCAUCCCGACGAGGGAUGGGAGGAGUGGCCCGUACUCGGAGAGGGCUGGAAACGCAAAGAAGUUAUUCGGCGCUCAGGAAGCAGUGUUGGUCAGAAGGAUGUGUAUUAUGUCAGUCCACAAGGUGAUCGAGUGAGGAGCAGAGUAGAACUGGCCACUGUGCUGGAGGGAAUUCUAAACUUGUCAGCCUUCGACUACAGGAGCGGAAAGUUCUUAGAAGGCCAAGCACCACCCAUAAGAAUUCGAAACAGAGCGAAGAGAAAGAUCCGGGAGCGUUCGUCCUCAGAGUCCAGCUUCAUGGAGAGAGGCGAGGGGGCAGACACUCCUGACUCGUACCACAGGCUCACCCCCAGCCUGGGGCCCAAAAGCAUCCAGUCCAACCAGACGGGCUUCUCCUCGUACAGCACACAGGGCACUCUAAAACAAUACUAUCGCCACGAUGAUCCGUCAGCGGAGGAUAGAAUUAAACUUCCUCUUCCCUCAUCAUCCCAGCGGCACACACUCCCCUCCAUCAAAGGAGAAAUUGGGACAGAGGACAGUACUCUGGUCUGUGCCAGGUGCGGUAUUUCCUUCACAGGAACAUGGUAUGACAAACAAAGGAAGAGGCCUUGCUGUCCCUCCUGUUGGGCCUCAAAGACAAAGGAGCAUCCGAUGAUCCGUUUCAGAAAGUGGAUUCCUUGCGGGCAGUGUGUGGGAUGUCACAACACCAUCAACUGUGGGCAGUGUGCCAACUGCAAGCACGGACUGCAGAGCCCCGAGUCCCGGAAACGCAUAUGCCGAAAACGCAAAUGCAUAUGUCCUAUUCGCAAGGGACCUGGAAGCGGAGGCCUUCUGCAGCAGAAGUCUUACAAUGACGCUCCUGAAAACUUUGACGACACGUGCAUGAGUUUUCAGAGUGAAUUUGCAGACUCACAGCACCCGAGUCUCAAAAGCAGCGACACGGAGAACUUCUCGGUCAAUGUGGACGUCGACGAUGAUGAUGAUAUGUCAACUGACGACGACGAUGAUUGGCACAAGAAGAGGAAGCGGCGCUCAUGUGGAGAAUGCAAUGCCUGUCUCUGCAGGAAAGACUGCGGCACGUGUGACUUCUGUGUAGACAAACCCAAGUUCGGAGGCAGCAACAAAAAGAGGCAAAAGUGUCGUCUGCGGCAGUGUCAGAGGCAGGCGAUGAGACACCUCCUGCCGUUCCAGAUGGGACAAGGAGACUAUGGUCCAGAAGGCCUGCUGAUGCCGGGCAGGCCCAGACCUCACUACACGUACAGUCGCAAGUCCAGUUUAAAGAAGAACAAAGGACCACCCGGCAGCUUGGACGUCACCGACAAUGAAGAUGAUGACCAUAUCUUCCAACCAAUAAGUUGGAGCUCUGAGCCUGCCAGUGGCAGCAAACACAAUGAACUGAGUGCGAGAAACCACCACUCAUCUAUGGAGCCACUGAAUUAUUCAAAUAUCGGACAGCGGAACGGAGUCCCUCACAUCAGCAACCAUAACAACAGUCAGCUGGAACAGCUAAGUAGAUGGGAUGCAGAGAGAUCGUACCUGGGAAGAGACGGUCAAAGGCACAUUGAAGAAGACUACUACGAUGAUGAAGAAGAAGAAGAAGACGAAGAAGAUGAGGAGGAAGACGACGAGUUCCCCAUGAUCACACAGAUCUUCAGUUUGGCGGAUAACUCAGCCGGGAGCGGUGCGGAUGUCGAGAAUCAGCUGCUGAAGCUGCUGCACUCACUGCGCUCCUCCGCACUACCAAUUCUCUGGUACGCCAUCAUAGUGGAUGGCCCACAGCUGCAGCUCACCCAGUGUUCCAAACAGUCCAACAUGACGGACACCAUGGUGCUGAUCGACCCCGGCUUCUUCUAUCAGGUCACUGUCCAGAAGCAGCCGCUGCUCCCCACCCACCCGCUGUACGACAACUACCCGGCGUGCCUGACCUCGGCGAGUGAGGUGGUCAACCUGCUUCUGGGCCUGGAGAAAUACUUUGUGUGCCAGGGUCUGUCCCCCAAAGAGUCUUCGCCUAAAAAAGACCCAAUCAUACUGGAACGAGCGUCGACGUGCGACUUCCUGGUAAAGAAGAAUGUGAGCGUCUGUACUAACUGCAGAGCGCUGCAAGGACUUUAACUUCAGCACGGACAGACCACAGUGGAAACUCCAGAUCCACUGGAGUAAAUGUGUGCCAUUUGUGUUUGUUUGUCCCAUUUUUAUUUAAUCUUUAGGUAAUACUAUGUCUUACAUUAUGGAGAUUUACCUCUGGAGAUGUGAUGAUGAACCAGCCAGUUUGGGCAGCUUGAUGGGUAGAGCUGGAAUCUGACUGAGCCACACUUACUUGGGGGAAUAUGAAUCCGUCACCCCCUCACGAUUAUUAGACAAUUGAGUGAACAUUUAAGCCACAUUUUUUGUCAGCCCAAAAAUAGAAUUGAACUUAUAGGUAAUUAACCCACUUAUCUUUUCACAGGCAACAUUGGCCAUCUCAUUUUUCUAGCAUAGUGUGCUCCGGAAUUUGAUGGAAUCAAAAAGCAGGCUGAACUUUAGUUGACAAAGGGUUUUAUUUCCAUCUUGCCCAUGAUUUUUCAAUUUUGUAGUAAAUUAUAUGAUCUAUAAAUACGUUCCCUUGAAUUAAAACAUUCGGGAAUUUUCUUUUAUGCUCAUCUGGUCCAUUUGGCAAAUUGGUUCCGAUCAUUUUUGUUCAAUACUGACCUUCUUUUUUAACAUCUAAAUUAUGGUGGUAUUCAGAUGAAAGCAUUAAAAAUUAGACGAUGACAUAUACCGUGUAUACUUUAGUGAUUUCAUUAGAUAUAUUACACAGUGAGUAUGAAAACACAUCCACCCCCCCGGACGUCGUUUUAAUUUACAAAGGUCACACAAUAUGAUAAAACGUAUUUACAACAAAAAAGUGAGGAGGACACAAAAGUAUUUUCAGUAUAUUCAAUAUCACAUUGAGCCUAAAGGUCAGUCACGAUGACCCUCGUGGCUCCGCAGCUGAGACGGGAGACGGUGUCCAGACAACAACUGCUGCUCCCACAGUUGCAGCUUUAGGUCAGAGGCAAAUAGAGAGCCACUGUAAAAAACACAACAAAAGAGACUCGUCUGAGGACGAGAUGUGAGACUGAAAGAAAGUUAAUGGCGGUUCUGGGGUCAGGUGGACCCCUGGAGUCCACACAUCAGUUCUCUCAAACAUCUACUGCUCCCUACAUAAUCUGACUGUUAGUUUUGCAAAAAAUAACUUCCCCAACACUGUAAAGACUCCACAGCAGUUAAUACUUCAAACAGUUUUUUAGGGGUUUCUCUCCAGAUUAUCCCUCCUAGAUGCCUCAUUGUGUCCAGUUUCACCAUAUGUUUUAAAACUGGUAGGAAGAAGGGGGGCACUGUUUUCUGUUAGAGCUGAGAAAAAUGGAAAAAUUAAUACAGCUGUCUUACAGACGAGGCUUGAUGGUACGCAGGAACCCAGAGGGAGGGCACCUUAAGGGGCAUUAAGCGAUUUUAAGCAAUACUCGUUUUGUAAAAAAAACAAUAUUUCCUCACCGUCCGUCAGCUGUUGCUUUUGGGUCCAGGUUUUCAGCUCAGCCCGGGCUCUUUGAACCGAAAACAAAAGAAUGGUGCGGACCACACCACACAACACUGCGAGUGCAGUUUGUAAACAUCACUUGAUGAUAUGUUCAAAGAUGUGCUAGCGGGUGGCGGCUUUGGCCUAGUGGUUAGCGCGUGGGUCUCCCAUACCCGAGAUCGCGGGCUUUGCGUCCCGGCCCGAACAGUAAAAUCACAACAACAACAAAGACAGAAACAAGUUUUCUCCCAAAUCGCUCGCUGCCCCUUUAAUCAGUGUUGGUUUUGGUUGUGCCAGAUGUUGUUUGCACUUCACAUGAGAUAGGCUUCUGAAAUAGGUUGACAUGUAUUUUUGCAAAAUUAUAUCUAAGGACAACUGGUCUCGUGGACAAAAGUCAUUGCGUUCUUUCCCCUAUGAUGAUUGGUGGUUGAUUUUGUAUUUUAAGUUUUGAUGAAUUUCUUUUUAUAAUUAAACCACAACCUAUUGAGUUACGAGGGUGGUUUUAUUUUAACUAUGUGAAAGUUUAUGCAUUCUUAACAUAAGAUAUAUUUUUUUGUUAUCUUGGUUUCCUCACGUUACUGUGCACGUUUUUAAUGUUUGGGCUCUGUUGAUCGUUCUUUUAAAAGCUUAUUGAGUCUUUAAAUUAAAACAUAUUUUUAAAAAUA